AUGGCUCAACCGACCAGCAACGUCAAAGAGCAGCUGGCUCAGCUCGAGGCGGCUCGCAAACUUGUGCUAGGCGAUGUUGCCCUCUACCCGCAAGUCGUGCAGGGCAUCCUGCCCAUUAUCGGUGUGAAUGCCCGUCUAGAACUGCGACGGUGGGGAGCCGAGUUUCUGGCAGAGACCUUUGCAAGCCCCGCGCUGGCCGCGGCCCAGAAGGAACAGCUGGCAGGGACAGCGCUGCCGACACUGCAAGAGCUUCUGGAACACCCUGGGGAGGAUACAGAAGUCAUCAAGAGCGUGGUGCAGACUGCUGCAAGUCUCUACCCCCAUGUUUUCAGGCAGAUCAUCCAUCAUCCAGACGAUAAGUCCUUAUGGGAGCAGAUGACCACCAUCAAGAACAAUAUCUUGCAGAGGUGGGAUACCGCACCGCACCCGGUCAAGAUCUGCUGCAUCAAGUUCGUUCAGAAGGUCGUCCACGUUCAAACGCCCGGAACAAUAGCGGAUCCUAGACGCCCGGAGCAAAACGAAACCUCUCUGUCCCUCGUCCCCAGAAACCAUGCUGUCCUUGCGAUCCCACAUUUGGAAGCAGAAGCGUCCGGUCUGCUCGAUCGGCUCUUGACUGUCCUUCAGGAUAACUCGGAUGACGCGAUUCUAGUGAACGCGACGCUCAACUGUCUUGCGGUCCUGAUUCGAACGCGACAGUCCAUCGCUAACAAGAUCAUCGAUACGAUUCUCAACUUCAAUCCCCUGAAGCAGGCAAACUCCCACAUGACCCCGACCCUUCGCGUGAGCGUUAAAUCGAUGGAGCGCACAACUCGGGCGGUGCUGGUCAAUGCCUUGAAGAGAAAUCCGAGCCAUCCCCUUGCCGGGAAAAUGCAGCAGUACAUUGACCGUCUGGCGCAAUCGCGGUUGGACAUCCUCGACGAUUCGUCUCGGAAGCGCGGGUUGCCUGCGGAGCCGACGGAUGGGCUGGACAAUGCGAAGCGUGCGAGACUUGAUGUCGAAACUCCUCCUAUUAAAAUCCCUCCUCUGCCCCCUGGUCCAACAAGCUACGCUCAGCUUUUCACCCUUACGGAGGAUGUUGGCCUCUCUACGUUCGAUGUCAAGCAACUGCCGGCCGAUCUCGUCGUCAAAAUCACGGUCCCUGUUCUUCAACGCAUUGAUCAAAAUGUCUUGAACCAAGCUAUUGAUGCUAUUCGCGAUCGCUAUCAACAACUCAGCGCACGGCAAGCUACGCAGGCGCAGGCGCCGUCGGCAGAAGAGGAAGAGGAUGAAUAUGAGCCUGAAUAUGAGCCGAUGGAUGUCCCGGACAAUAUCUCUGCACAGGCCGAAACGGUUUCCGCUGAAGCGGCCGACCUGCAGCCGGACCUGGUGUCGCUAGGGCCGUUUGUGCUGCCGCAGCCGCCUCCACUGUCGGAAGAUGAGGCUGCAGAUCUUGGUCGCAGCACGGUAGAGAGAGUCUUCGGAAUGGUCACUUCCAUGCCGCCCAAACCCACAAAAGGGGUGAAUCAACAGCGACUUGGCUUUGCACGACUGGCUGGCAGCACGUUUGACAGAGAUGCGUGGGUGACUCUGCUUACUAGGCUCGCCACGAGAGCAUCUGCUGGCUUGGAAGCAGAUGAUGGACACAACAAGACCGAGAACGGACUGUCCAGACGCAGACCCGCCAUUUCGGAUACAAUUCGGGAAAUGCUGUAUCGUUACAUCAUGGACGACUUCAGGUCAAGGAUGAACAUUGGCAUCGCGUGGCUGAACGAGGAGUGGUACAACGACCGGAUACAACUGAAAUUUGCGGCCUCACAGCGCAAAGGAGACGAAGAGGUGUCGGUACCGUUGCACUAUGAUCACUGGGUGUUACGGUUGCUCGAUGGCAUCUUACCGUAUCUUGACGCGCGGGACAAGGUCCUCAUCCGGUUUUUGAGCGAGAUCCCGGAGAUGACGAUCCCGAUUGUUGGGCGAGUGAAGACCUUGGCGCGGGAUCCGGAGCGCGUGAACCUGUGUGUGCAGGCUCUACUGUAUCUUGUUAUGUUCAGACCGCCGGCGAGGGACAUGUGCUUGGAUGCGCUGGAAGACAUAUACCACACCCACGAGGAAGCACGCCCCGCGGCGGGCAAGGUCCUUGCCAAAUGGCGGCCGCAGGUCGUUGAGCAGCAGUCGGCCCAUACCAGCACCGGCGCCAGCACCGGCACGAAUGGCGUCAAGGACACCAACACGUCCGAGAAUGCCGCCGAAUCACGAUCUCAAACCGAGACUCCUGCUGUCCAGGUCGAGCCUGCCGCAGCGGCCUACUUGAGACGCAAGAAUCAGGGCCGUAUUUCUGCUGGAUGGCCAAUAGCAGCUGCCAAUUCGGUCAGACUUGGGGCUAGGGAUGGCAGUCCGCAUAAUAGCCCAUGA
Molecule: messenger RNA, 2388 nt
Organism: Rasamsonia emersonii CBS 393.64
Lineage: Eukaryota; Fungi; Ascomycota; Eurotiomycetes; Eurotiales; Trichocomaceae
Product: mRNA cleavage and polyadenylation specificity factor complex subunit (Pta1)
Exons: 9
Coding region: 1-2388 (795 amino acids)
Cellular component (GO): mRNA cleavage and polyadenylation specificity factor complex
Source: RefSeq, a predicted model, not a curated record